Rosa rugosa (rugosa rose) is the source of this 1731-nucleotide messenger RNA. Its product is annotated as glucan endo-1,3-beta-glucosidase-like. The record is from RefSeq and is a predicted model, not a curated record. Gene Ontology annotation, biological process: carbohydrate metabolic process. Gene Ontology annotation, cellular component: plasma membrane. The transcript is spliced from 3 exons. Gene Ontology annotation, molecular function: hydrolase activity, hydrolyzing O-glycosyl compounds. NCBI's taxonomy places the organism in Eukaryota, Viridiplantae, Streptophyta, Magnoliopsida, Rosales, Rosaceae. Bases 108 to 1490 code for a protein of 460 amino acids.
CAAAGGAGAGGAUUCACCUCCCACAAUUUUUACAAAAAAUUAUAUAACAAUAAAUUAUAUAGUUCAUAGAAAAUAAGCUAGUCAGUAGAAUAUCAAGUUACAGAACUAUGACGACAAAGUUCCUCCUCACCCUUCUCCUCUUCCAUCUCUCCACCACGGCCUACUCCAUCGGUGUCAACUAUGGCACGCUCGGAGACAACCUCCCGCCACCUUCUCAAGUCGCGAAUUUCCUCAAGACCCAAACCAUCAUCGACGCAGUGAAAAUCUUCGAUAUGAACCCGGACAUCAUCAAAGCCUUCGCUAACUCGGGCAUCUCAUUGACAGUCACCCUCCCCAACGGGGACAUCCCCACCCUCACAAAGCCCCGAGCAGCUCGCCGGUGGGUCCAGCAGAACAUCAAGCCCUUCCACCCGGCCACCAGAAUACGUUACAUCUGCGUCGGCACCGAGGUUCUUCACUGGGGAGAUGAUGCCCAAAAGUCCAACCUAGUCGCGGCCAUGAGAACCCUCAACCAUGCCCUAAGUGUUGAGGGAAUCAAGGACAUUAAGAUCUCAACGCCACACUCUCUAGGCAUCAUGCUGGCGUCUGAGCCCCCAAGUCAGGGCCGAUUCAGACCGGAGGUGACGCAAAUUUUGACACCCAUGCUCCGAUUCUUGCGAGAAACCAAGUCCCCUCUCAUGGUGAAUCCGUACCCUUACUUCGGGUGGACCCCGCAAAACGAAAACUAUGCACUGUUCAAGCAGUCAGUGGUGGAUCCGAUCACAAAGCUAACAUACAACAGUAUGUUCGACGGCUUGAUGGACUCCAUUUACUCGGCGGCAAAGGUGCUAGGGUUCCCUGACGUCAAUAUACUUGUGGGAGAGACCGGUUGGCCUUCGGCUUGUGAAUUCCCUGUUUGCUCGAUGCAACAUGCCGCGGAUUAUAAUGGUAACCUGAUCAAGCACGUGGAGUCGGGUCACGGCACACCUUUGAUGCCGAACCGAAAGUUCGAGACCUACAUCUUUGCCUUGUUUAAUGAGAACCAAAAACCUGGUCCGCAAGCUGAGAAGAACUGGGGUCUGUUCUACCCUAAUUUGACUCCGGUUUACAACGCUGGAGUUAUGCGCAAUCAACAGGGCGCGGGUGGAUCAAUACCUAAUCCAAAACCGGCACAACCUUCCACACCAACAAUGCCGGGUACACCAGCCACACCAGCCCCAGGCAAACCAAGUAAUGGAGGCAAAGUAUGGUGCAUAGCAAAGCCAGGUGUUACCAACCAGGCCUUGCAGCAAAACUUAGACUACGCGUGCAGCCAGCCGGGUGUGGAUUGCGGCCCUAUACAACCAGGAGGUGCUUGCUUUUCCAGCGAUAUCCGCUCCCAGGCAUCCUAUGCUAUGAAUGCUUAUUAUCAGAAAAACGGCCACAAUAAUUUGAGUUGUGAUUUCUCGCAAACCGGACUCGUCACCAGCAUCAACCCAAGCCAUGGCCCGUGUACAUACGCCAGUCCAUAGAUGAAGAGGAAGCAAAGAAGAAGAUUACGUUGAGCGCGACUGUGUUGUGUCACUUGUGUGUGUGCGCGAGGUUUUUUUUUUUUUUUUCCUGGUAUAUCUUGUUUGUUGUUUGUAUAUGUUGUAAAUAUUUAGGGAGACUAAGAUGAGCUCUAGUUUUGUGAGCAGCACGGUCUUAAUUGAUGUAAUCCUUAAGAAUAAAAAUUGAGCCAACAAAUGAUUCUACAGUAAAUUUCUUGAGCAU